Messenger RNA from Physella acuta, 4236 nucleotides. RefSeq names its product polycomb protein SCMH1. Lineage: Eukaryota; Metazoa; Mollusca; Gastropoda; Physidae. Gene Ontology annotation, molecular function: chromatin binding; histone binding. The record is from RefSeq and is a predicted model, not a curated record. Gene Ontology annotation, cellular component: nucleus. Gene Ontology annotation, biological process: negative regulation of DNA-templated transcription.
ACGAGAUGUCCGCCAAAAUGGCGUCAUUUGAAGGGUUGUAAACAAACAGUUGAAAUACAAGAUUCAAAAUACAUUCGAAUCUAUAUCUAGAAUCUAUAAGGAUUCUAUAACUAUAAAGUAUUAUUAUUAUUUACUUAGAAUUUGAAAAGAUGCUAUUAUUAGCAAUGUUUAGAUCUAUUAGUUAAACUGUUUACGGCUGCAAAUUACUCAGCUUUACUCAACUUUAAAAACUGGUUCUUCUUGAAAUUGAAGCAGAUAUAAGUUUGGCAUUACCUAUGAACUUGAUGACAGUGAAGUAUGUCUACAUCUUCAGCUAAAGGAUGGUCUUAUCUUCAGGAAAAGCAAGGCUUUUCUUGGGAUCAAUACCUGAAAGACAUAGAUGCAAAGGCAGCUCCUGCCACAUGUUUUAAACAGGCCAGCACUCCUCCGUCCAAUGAAUUUCACAAGUCAAUGAAGCUUGAGGCUAAUGAUCCGAGGAACAAUACCUCCAGCUGUAUAGCUACAGUCAUAGACAUGCAGGGGCCAAGACUCCGGCUUCGUCUAGAUGGCAGUGAUGACAAGAAUGACUUUUGGCGCCUGGUUGAUUCUGGUGACCUUCACCCUGUUGGCUUCUGUGAGCAACACAAUGGCAUGUUACAGCCUCCGCUAGGUUUUCGAAUGAACUCGUCCAGUUGGCCAGGAUUUUUACAAAGAACACUGAAGGAAGCAACAUUAGCCCCAGAGUCUUGUUUCAACAAGGAGCCUCCAACACCACCUGGCAACUUAUUUCUAGUUGGCCAGAAACUGGAAGCCGUGGAUAGAAAAAACCCUGCCCUGAUAUGUCCUGCCACUGUUGGCGCAGUCAAUGAGGAGCAGAUUCACGUCACCUUUGAUGGCUGGCGCGGUGCCUUUGACUACUGGUGCCGUUACGACUCCAGGGACAUCUUCCCUGUGGGCUGGUGUGAAAAAAGUGGACACCCAUUGCAGAGUCCAGGUGUUAAAGCCACCCCAUUCAAGUCAGUUAAAAGUCUUCGUGAGACGGAGCUGAGUGUGAGUGUCGCAGGGAGUGGCUAUGGUGGGAGUCCGUCCGUGAGUUCCCCCAACUCCCAGACUGUGGGAGGAUACAGUGCCAGCCCCUCCAUCAGCCCCCCCAACUCCCAUGCCAGCCCCCUGACCCCCAGUUCUGAGGAGGUCAACCACCUUUCACCCCACGAGAGCACAGUUACUAGCUCCGAGCCUGACACCACAGGAGCAGACGCUGAAAAAGUGUGUGUCUAUGUAAACCACAGUUGUAACAGUGGGAGCUUGCUGUCCCCACGUAGUUUACUAGCGGACAUGCCCAGCAAGUUUGGGCCAGGCCCCAUCAGCUCAGUGCUGGCUGAUCUUGUGGAGACCUGCAUUGAGUGCGCUGUACAGCAGAGGCAGGUCUUUGACAUUUUAAAGAUGGCAGCUGCUGGGACUGGCAAGAUCACUAUUAGAGCCACCCACAAUAACAGAACAUUUACCAAAAGAAUAGUCUCCUACGACAAGGUGUCAGACUUCAUCCAAUUUCUGGAAGGGUUCAGGGAAAGUCUGGGCUGCUGUGAGAACUUUCUCAGCGCUCACUCUCACAUCAAGCAGUGUCUCAAGUGUCAGAACAACCGCGCCAAAACUUCUGCCAGGAGAUCAGCCCCGUGGUUGCCAGACUCAGAAGAAGACAAUUACCAACCCCCCAAGUCUGUCAGACGGCGCUGGUCAACAGAAUCAUCAGAGAGCUCCAGGGGUGGGGCUAAACUUGUCCCCAGCAGCAACAGGCAGUACUCCACCCUCGAACCUGCCAGCUCAACAACAGGGGAGAACAACUCCCAACCCCCACUUCUCCUCCCUGCAGCCCGCACAGUGGAUCCUUCAGAGUGGAGCGUGGAGGACGUCAUGACUUACAUCAAAGAGACUGAUGUAGGUCUCACACCUUAUAUUGAACAUUUCAGGAAACAUGAAAUAGAUGGAAAAGCCUUCCUGCUGCUCAAGAGUGAGAUGAUGCUGAAGUACAUGGGUCUAAAGCUGGGACCAGUGGUCAAGUUGUGCAAUAUCAUCGACAAACUCAAGGCUAGAUGCAACAAGUAAAGACUUGCCACACCUGCCUGCCACAGCAGCUCCAUAUCAACAUGCAAGACAUGUUUCAAAUGUUGCAUUGUAAAAGCUCCAUGUCCCAUCAACAUGCAAGACAUGUUUCAAAUGUUGCAUUGUAAAAGCUCCAUGUCCCAUCAACAUGCAAGACAUGUUUCAAAUGUUGCAUUGUAAAAUCCAAAAGUUGUAGAGCCAAUGGGGUUAAACAAUAGAAAACUGACGGGUAAGCAAUACAUUUUUUAUACACCUGGUGCCUGGCACUGGGGCGGUCACUCGCUGGGUCACGCAGCCAGCUGCUGGGUCAUGCAGCCAGCUGCUGUUGGUUGCUGCAGCUAUAGACUGCUGUUUACAUAGAGCUUUCGGGGAUAUCAAGGGUUAUUCACUGUUUUUGUUGGCUUUUUCUUUUCUAUGCUUGUGAUUUAUAGCUCAUUUUUCCAAUUGUAUCAUAUGUUUUUUUCAAACACUUUUUCACUUUUAAAAUUUGUUGUUCCACAAAUUAUAGGGCUUAUUUUACAACCUAUUCAAUGUUGAUUAAACAAAAUAGAGUAUUGCAAAGACUAGGAAGAGUUGAUGAAAUUGUAUUUUAUUUAGUGCUGAUUGUUUCAGAAAUCAAAUUAAACUAGAUUAGAUAUUUACAGAUUAAUGUAGCAAUAGAGUAGCGGGGGGGGGGGGGAUACAAUAAGCUACAGUGGUAGGGGGGAAUACAAUGUUACAGUGGUAGGGGGGAAUACACUACAUUGCUAUGUUGGUCUGUAACAAGUGUUUAUCCAUGUAAUGCUAGUGAUGUGUGCUAAAAUGUGAAUUGUUUGAACCUGCCAUUCCCAGUUGUCAGAUUAUCCACUAUGCAACUGUUUAAUACUGAGACGAGAGUGAUUGAAUGUCAGUACUAAAGGUUUACAUGUUACAUGCUGUUUGCUCUAUUAUGCAAAGGAAAAAAUGUGCCACGUUGGUUAGAAAAUGUGCUGUCGGACAGCAACUGUGACAGCAAGUGGUUGACAUCAAAUGUCUGUGUGUUAUUGAUCUUGUGACAGCAAGCGUAACUCUUUGACAGCAACUGUCUGACAAUGAUGUGUACCACCACAAGACACAACAAAUACAAGCAACUAUGACAGCAACUGUCUGACAAUGAUGUGUACCACCACAAGACACAACAAAUACAAGCAACUAUGACAGCAACUGUCUGACAAAGAUGUGUACCACCACAAGACACAACAAAUACAAGCAACUAUGACAGCAACUGUCUGACAAUGAUGUGUACCAUCACAAGACACAACAAAUACAAGCAACUAUGACAGCAACUGUCUGACAAUGAUGUGUACCACCACAAGACACAACAAAUACAAGCAACUAUGACAGCAACUGUCUGACAAUGAUGUGUACCAUCACAAGACACAACAAGCCCUAUAAUUUUAGCGCUUGCUGGACAUUCUGCUAUUCUACUGUAACAAGCAUUUCUAUGCCCAGUUUUCAACUGAGGUAAGGAAUAGAUAAGUAGUAACUAGAGAUGCUUAAAGACUGGGUUUUGUCUGAAAGGUGUGAGGGAAUCUUAGUGGAACUGUUUGCUUGUAUUGUACUCUCUAUCUUGUUCAUGUUUAAUUACUAAAGCUGCACACUGCCUUCAUUUACACAUGUUUCAUUCACUUCAUAUUUCUGAUGUUUACAUUUUUCUUUUUUCUUUCAUGGGUUUUUUUUUCCAUAUCUUGAGCUAUAUUUUAACACACUACAUGGAAAGGUAGUUUAAGUGUGUCAUUUAUUUGUUAGUAAGUAAAUGAACAAUAUUAUUGUUAUCUUUGUACUUGGGCAUCAAAAGCAGCUCAGAAAUGCCAUCUUCUUUGAAAUUUGAGGUUAUCUCUAAUGAUCUAAUUCUAAUGGGAUUCAGGGGGCUUCUCGAAUUCUUAUGGGAUUAGGGGGUACUUUUAAUCCUAAUGGGAUUAGUAGGUUCUUCCUCUGGCCGUCCACUGGAUGUUACAGUGAUGUGUUGGAUGUAACUGGCCACUUGAACAGAGUAGAAAAAAGACCAGGCUAAGGUUACAUUGUUAUUUUUACAAACUUGCUGUUUUAUGGAAAACUUAAUUCAAGUAUUUUUGUGCGUAAACUGCCAUCUGUUUAUGAUGCCCACAAAAACAAGUUGGAAUCUUAAACAUGCCCCCC